Molecule: messenger RNA, 809 nt
Organism: Melanotaenia boesemani (Boeseman's rainbowfish)
Lineage: Eukaryota; Metazoa; Chordata; Actinopteri; Atheriniformes; Melanotaeniidae
Product: receptor-transporting protein 3-like
Exons: 2
Coding region: 134-607 (157 amino acids)
Biological process (GO): protein targeting to membrane; protein insertion into membrane
Molecular function (GO): olfactory receptor binding
Source: RefSeq, a predicted model, not a curated record
GUCAGUCCCACACCCCUUUGAACUAUGUAUAAAACCCACAUUACUGCUGAUCAGUCUCACAAGCUGUUUGUCAACAGUACUGAUCAGCUGUUCUGUUUCGCCCUCAACCAACAUCACCUCCGACCUCGAAAGGAUGGAAUCGUCAAAGUGGACAAAUAUUUUUCAGAAUAAAGCGAAGCAGCUGAAACACUCUUGGAAUUUGGAGUUUGAUGAACAUAUUGUGCCAAACCGUCCGCACUUUGGCUGGAGGCAGUGCGUCAAUAACACAUGUGCAAGGUUCAGAUGCAGCAGCUGUGGCAGAGGUUGGAGUUCCAACCGAGUGAUGGUGCUCUUCCACAUGCGGCUGAUGAAUGGGAACGGUAUCGUCAAGAUGAGGCCCCUCUAUCAGAAGUGCAAGAACUGCAGCGAUGCUCCAAUGGAGAAGCCCAACAUCGAAUCUGACAGCAUCGCCGUCCUCAUGGACAACUUGAUGGAGAAAAUAAGAGAAAACUGCUACCAUGAAAACACUGGUGGGAAAAAAAGGCAUUUCAGAAGCUACGAUGGCAACAAUCCCCAUCAGCCAGAUCACUGUCAGGGCUGUAAGCUAGGACUCUGUAGAAAAAAGUGAUCUUGUUUUGCUUUUAAGUCAGGCUUUUAUCAGCUUAUAUGUAUAGGUUAGCUUGAAUGAUCUUAUUAGCAAAGCAGAUGUUUCCUCCUGACUUUCUGUUUCCUCUUACAGUUUUCCUCUUCUUUGAUAUAAGUUUUCAUGUUUGGCUGAAGGCAUUGCUGCUGUUUUUGAUAUUUGCAAAUGAAUAAAAUAUAAAAGUGAA